GAUUUCAAUGACCUAGGACCCUAUAUCGCAAAUCGAUAAGAAGAUCUUAAUGCCAUCAAGUCAUGACCAUCGAGAUCAGUUUUAUUCGUAACGCGUUUCAUAAUAGUCGUGAUUUUGUGAAAUAAAAACAUGGGCAGCAGGCUAAGUUACUUACUAUGGGGUGGUAACCCAGACGAAGUUAACCCCACGUCAGGACUCACCAAACGAGAAAUCCGAGCAGUCCAGAAGUCUUGGGCUCCAGUAUACGCCAACCAAUUGGCUACAGGCACUGAACUGUUAAAAAGAUUAUUUCGCGCGCACCCGCAAACCCUAGACUUCUUCAAAAUGAUAAAGAAACUACCCGAAGAUGAAUAUAACACAAACAUACAAUUUAAGGCUCACGUUAUCAACCUAAUGUCUGCAUUAAACCAGGCGGUUGUCAAUCUCCAUCAGCCAGAAGUCGUGGCUGUAAUGAUGAACAAACUUGGCGAAUCUCAUGGACGACGGAAAAUUCAAGAAUCACAUUUCCAUGAUUUAAAAGGUGUCAUAGUAAACAUGUUCAUCGAAGUGUUACAUCUUGACGACGCCACUCUCGGGGCUUGGGCAAAAACUGUAGAGUUUUGGUACAAAAAUAUCUUUCAGACUUUAACGCCUAACCAGAGUACAUAGUUUAAUUGUUAAUUAUUUUCUAAGUUAAAUACCAAAGAUUCCAAUUAAAGACAUUAUCGGUCGGUUAUAUGCAUUCAAUGUAUUCAAUUUGAUUUUAUGAUUUUAUUACUUAAGUGAGCCAUUAUCUGCAUUAUGCGCACUUGUUAUGGGAGAUUUAUAGUGUUGUAAAACAUUUUAUUCAUUUAAAAGCCGCUGAGAGCUAGAACAAUACCAAGAAUUAUAUGAAUUAUUUAUUUAAUAUAAAUUCGUACGUAAUAGAAUGGACAAAAUAUUAUGGAAAUGUUAAGUAGCUUUUUGUGGGGUUUUUUAAACGGGAUCUUAAACAAACAGAUAUUAUCUUUCGAAUAGUACUCUUCAUCACAGAACAUGUAGAGGUAAAAUUUACAAUAAACAAAAUGACAUUGGAGCUGUCAAAAGUGACAUUAUCGUAUUGACGUAAACGAAUACUUGACGGGCAUACGUCUAUGUUAAUCUAUUAUCCAUGUUUAACUGUGGUUCGACUGAUCUAUUAAUGAUUUUUUUUUAUACUUUAAUAAUAUAUGUUACAAUAUAAAUAUAUCUUUUUAA
Messenger RNA from Pieris napi, 1215 nucleotides. Its product is annotated as cytoglobin. NCBI's taxonomy places the organism in Eukaryota, Metazoa, Arthropoda, Insecta, Lepidoptera, Pieridae. The transcript has 4 exons. Gene Ontology annotation, molecular function: iron ion binding; heme binding; oxygen binding. Gene Ontology annotation, biological process: oxygen transport. The record is from RefSeq and is a predicted model, not a curated record. Bases 130 to 648 code for a protein of 172 amino acids.